AUGAGGAUCGUUGUUUUUCUGGAUGUCCGGAGCGAGGAACUCUGUGCUGCUGUUGCGGCGGAAGCGGCUCUUGCGGGUGAGUUUGUUGAAAUUGUGCCGUGCCACCAUUCCCUGGUCCAGACCCUGCGUCGCAGGGAGUCGCGGCACGAGGGGAGAAGCGACACCUUCACCUGCCUUAUCACAGAGAAGAGGAGUCUGAAGGAUGCGGGCGUUGUGUACGCCCUGUUCUGCCGCCGCAUCUCUGUCCUCUUGUUGGGAGAAAGCAACAUCUCCCACGUGUCGGUCCCCUUGCUGGAGACCAUUUGGUCCCUUUCUGUGGAUAAGUCCGGUGGCCUCCUCCUGGCGCAGCUCCGUGCUGUAAAGGCGUUUUUUGCCUUUGACUCAAGCAAGAGUCGGGUCAUUGUGUUUGAGGGCGGCGACGGAGUGGGGAAGGCAACGCAAACAAAGCUUCUACUCAGCCGCCUUGCAUCUCAGGGGCACCGUGUCGCGCACUACGAGUUUCCAUCGGAGAGAAACCGAUACGGUGAACUUCUUCGGGAGGUUCUCUCGGGAAAGAAGGGAGGGAUAAAAGAUCUUGACCCCAAGUUGUUUAGCUUAUUGUUUUCCAUGAAUCGUUUUGCUUGUUUGCCUGAGCUUCAGUACUGGAUGCGUCGUGGAACGAAGAUUGUUCUGGAUCGGUAUUACACGGCAAAUUGUGGGCAUCAGGCCUCAAAGUUCUCAGAAGAGGAACGGAUUGCCUUUAUUUUCCAUCUACAGUUGAUGGAGGUCUCCUGGCUGCGACUUCCGCCAGCCAACCUUGUGCUCUACCUGGACCUCCCCCCGCAGGCCGCGUUGUCUGCCAUGAAAGUGGACCCACACCGCGGUCCACUGGACAUUCAUGAAACGGCGCAGAGCGCGUACAAGGAGAGUGUUAGAAACACAUAUUUGUGGUGCUGCAAAAAAAUGCCUUUUUGGUUUCAUAUACGCUGCUGCGAUGACGAAGCCUCACGCCUAAGUCGGGAAGAAACACACGAUAAGGUGUACGAAGCGGUUGAGCGUUGUCUUUGCCUCGUCAAAGGAUAA
This is a messenger RNA of Trypanosoma rangeli, 1062 nucleotides long. RefSeq names its product thymidylate kinase. Gene Ontology annotation, cellular component: cytosol; mitochondrion; cytoplasm. NCBI's taxonomy places the organism in Eukaryota, Euglenozoa, Kinetoplastea, Trypanosomatida, Trypanosomatidae. The coding region runs from base 1 to 1062 and encodes 353 amino acids. Gene Ontology annotation, biological process: dUDP biosynthetic process; dTDP biosynthetic process; dTTP biosynthetic process. The transcript has a single exon. Gene Ontology annotation, molecular function: dTMP kinase activity; ATP binding. The record is from RefSeq and is a predicted model, not a curated record.